Messenger RNA from Polychytrium aggregatum, 2628 nucleotides. RefSeq lists its product as uncharacterized. NCBI's taxonomy places the organism in Eukaryota, Fungi, Chytridiomycota, Chytridiomycetes, Polychytriales. The coding region runs from base 1 to 2628 and encodes 875 amino acids. The transcript is spliced from 2 exons. The record is from RefSeq and is a predicted model, not a curated record.
AUGCUCUCCAACAUCCACUCGUCGCACCUCGAGGUCAUCUUGGACGAGUCCACCAUCGAGCUCUCCGGCAACAUCGAUGUCUCACAACAAGCCCCCGGCACUCGCCCUGGGCACGAUCUCAAGGGCAAGGUCAUCCUAACACUGCACAAGUCCCUGCUCACGGCCGUCGAGCUCAAGGUCUGCUUUGCCGGCCAUGUCUACAUCCAUUUUAGUCCGUCCAACUCCAGCUUCUUCCAUCAUCAGCCCGAGUACCCUCCGGCCGCCCGCCCGCUCGUCGAGCGGAGCGUUACCCUGUGGUCGCCUCAGAGCGAGACGGCCGAGCUCCGGGCCGGCAUCCACGAGUGGGACUUCAAUAUCUCUGUCCCUGCCAAUCUGCCGCCGACAUCGGCGACCCGCUCUGCAAAGAUCCAGUAUAUCGUCCAAGCUCUGCUCGUCGAGCGCAAGCUCCCUGCCUCCCACGGACCUGCUGCCACCCCACCCUCCAACCCACAGCCCAUACCCGUCAAGCCGCACCUGGUCGAGACCCAGGCCACCAAAGUCGUGACCAUCCAGACCUGCUGGCCACGAGGGGGCCUCCACGCAGAGCAGCUUAUCUGCGACUCUACCCGGGGGAUCCUCGAGGCCAAGGUCCACAUGGCCCCGGAGGCAUUUGUUGUCGAUCCCGUUUACAAAUUCUCUGUGUCACUCAACAUCCUGAAGCCCACCGUCGUCAAAGAAGUCAAGAGCAUCAAAUGCCAGUUGCGGGAGAAACAGACAUACCUGUGCAAGCAAGCCAACUCGGAAGAAACAACAAAACAAAGAGAGGAACUCGGGAUCGGCAUAGCCACGGUCACCAGCGUCGACAAGCAGUCGGCCCUCGUCUCUAAUCGCGGCACUCCCUCGUCACAGUCCUCCCAGAGCGGGAGCGGGGGAGCCAACACCUUGUCCAGCUCCAUCGCCGGUGCUAGUGCGCCAGCAUCGUCCUUCUGCUCGCCCAUCCACUUGGAGGUGUCGUUGCAAGGUGCCCACAUUGACGUCAGCUUGCCCGAGUUCCGGGUUGUUCACCGACUCUACAUCCUGGUGCAGUUCGAGACCGGUGGCGACAAGCUGGACGAGGUCAUCGUGUUCGUUCCCAUCCGUGUUGUCAACCCGAGCAGGUGGAGUGGCUAUGCACCUGCACCUGUGCCUUCGCUCCUGCCCAUCAACACAAACGUCAGCGGCUCCUACUCUGAUACCAGCACCUUGGGCCGUUCGAAGCGAAGUGUGAGUUUACCCCAGUCGCCCGACUACACAAAAUCCACACCCACUGGCGCCAAGUUCCAGGAACUGAGCCUUGGCAGUGUUGGCGUCGCGUCGUCUGCCGUCGGCGCACAGAGCCAAGGUCGAUCCACCCUGAUCCACAACAAGCGACGCAACGUCUCGGAUCCCAAUGCAGGUCUUAGCCCGCCGCUGCUGGCGCAGACCUUCCAUACUGUCUCGCACGACCUCUACGUGUCGCCCAAGCCGGCGCCGAUCCCCGAACGCAAAUCCAUGGACCCGGGGUAUUCCAGCCGGGAAGCAUACGCCAACAAGGAAAAGUCGGGUGGCUGGUUCGGCCUGAAGCGAAGUCUCAGCUUGAAGUCAAACAAAGCCUCCGGGCAAAACUUUGCAGGUGCGGCGCCUUCGCCGGCCCCACCGAGCUCGAUCCGCAACCCACCUCCCCCCCUGAACCCCGCGCUGCUGCACAGCGGUCUGAUGGAAACUGGCCUGGCUCUCGGAGGCGGCGGCACCGCCAGCGCCGGCAGCCACAAUAGCCAUAGUAGCCACAGCAAUCACUAUGGCAUCGGUUUUGCGAGCGCCCCGCGUCCCAAGGCGCCGCCGAUACAGCCGUCCCUGUCCAGCGAAGUCAAGCCGGACUUGGCCGCAGGCAAGGGCGGAUGGAUCAAGAACCUUGCCGAUGCCCGUGUGAUGAUCACCAACUUUGGCCGAAAGUCUAUGGACGAGAACCAUCGGGGCAACGGCGCCGGCCCUGGCGCCAGCGCGGCCUUCCCACCGCGCAAAUCCAUGGACGAGAGCCGUGUCGAAACUACCAAGCGCUUCGGCCGCCCCAGCAAUCUCGACGACGCCGACGACGACGACAACGACGACGGUGUCAAGUGGGCGGAGCAGCGCAAGGAGAUCGAACUCGAGUACUCGCAGCUUCAGACUCUCAAUCGGGUGCGUGAAGCUGCCGUGCGCGCCGAGAAGGACCGAAACGAAGUCUUCCAGCCCGGACACUCGGCUCCGCCCGUCCCGCUGCGGAACCUCAAGGCUUACGGCAUGAGCGUCGCGGCACAGGGCAGCCAGGCGACAGCCUUUGCCAACAAGCGCGAGUCAGACCUGCUGUUCGAAUCCGACGACGACAACGAAGGCCGCCGAUGGACGUUUAUCGACGGAGCGUAUGUCUUUAUCGAAACACGCGCCGGAGCAGGAUCUCGCGCCAGUGCCGCCGACGAGAACGGUCGCGGCACGCCAUCGACACUUGACGAGAGCCGCAGCUCGAAGCGAUGGACCCUUGUCGACGGCGAAUACGUUGCCAAGGAGCGCGUGCCGCUGGCCAUGGACGAAGAAAAUCCCGACAACGGCGAGUGGGUGCUCGAUGGCGAUGUCUAUGUCAUGGUCCCGAGUUGA